Molecule: messenger RNA, 1858 nt
Organism: Erinaceus europaeus (western European hedgehog)
Lineage: Eukaryota; Metazoa; Chordata; Mammalia; Eulipotyphla; Erinaceidae
Product: free fatty acid receptor 3-like
Exons: 2
Coding region: 141-1115 (324 amino acids)
Biological process (GO): cellular response to fatty acid; G protein-coupled receptor signaling pathway
Cellular component (GO): plasma membrane
Molecular function (GO): G protein-coupled receptor activity
Source: RefSeq, a predicted model, not a curated record
AUUCAAUGAUGUCACAGGCACUAUCGGGACCUUAUAGGCUUUGCUAGAUAAAGAGCUGGUAGUGCUGCCCCUGGAGGAGCCUGCAGAGUGCCGAGAGACAGUGCGCUGGGUUGCCAGACAAGAAGCCAGCGGUCAUCACCAUGGACACGAGCCUGGACCAGCCUCCUGCCUCUGGGAAUCACUGGCUCUCCUUCUUGGUGUACCUCUUGGCCUUCCUGGUGGGGCUGCCCCUCAACCUGCUGGCCCUGGUGACCUUCGUGGGCAGACUGCAGCGCCGCCCGGUGGCUGUGGACGUGCUCCUGCUCAACCUCACCCUCUCCGACCUGCUGAUGCUGCUCUUCCUGCCCUUCCGCAUGGUGGAGGCGGCCAACAGCAUGCGCUGGCCCCUGCCCUUUGCUUUCUGCCCCCUCUCUGGCUUCCUCUUCUUCACCACUGUCUACCUCACCUCCCUGUCACUUGCGGCCGUGAGCAUCGAGCGAUUUCUGAGCGUGGCUUACCCGCUGUGGUACAAGACGCGGCCCAGGCCGGGGCAGGCGGGGCUGGUCUGUGUGGCCUGCUGGAUCCUGGCCGGGGCACACUGCAGCUUGGUCUACUUCAUGGAAUAUUCCGGGGAUUCCUCCCGCAGCCAAGGCAGAAACGGCACCUGCUACCUAGAGUUCCGGAAGGACCAGCUGGCCAUUCUCCUGCCCGUCCGGCUCGAGAUGGCAGUGGUCCUUUUUGGGGUGCCCCUGCUCAUCACCAGCUACUGCUACAGCCGUCUGCUGUGUCUGCUCAACCAGGGUGUCAGCCGCCACAGGCAGAGGAGGGUGGCAGGGUUGGUGGCUGCCACACUGCUCAACUUUCUCAUCUGCUUUGGGCCACUAGCCAUGUCCCAUGUUGUGGGCUACGUCCAGGGCAGGAGCGUGGGCUGGAGAAGCUACGCGAUGCUCCUCAGCACCCUCAACACCUGCGUCGACCCUCUCGUCUACUACUUCUCCUCCUCUGGCUUCCAGACUGAUGUCCGUGAACAGCUGAGGAGGCUGGUGGGGGGGUGGGGCUUUUGGAAUCAGAAGGACAGUGUGACACUAAAGGAGAAGACAGACGAAGAGGUGAGGACACAAGAGCUGUCCAACUAGGGUAGUGAGAGGCCUGGGUAACUCUUUCCUCAAGACUCAAGACUGACAUGACCAUGGAGUGGCUGGGGCAGAGAUCAGCCUGGGACUGAUCAGUCUAUCAAAGUGCCACCCAAGUCCCGAAUUUUUGUUUUUGUUUUUAACUGGGACCUCACACAUGUGCCAUUUCAUGACUCCAGGUCAUUUUUUCUAGAAAGAGAGAGCAAGAGACAGAGGGAGGGAGAGACACCAUGGUACUAAAGCAUCCUCUGUUGCCAUAGCAACUCCUCCCAUAUAGUAGGGGGGCAGAGCACCUGGGGCACAUGCAUGGCAAUACAGGCACCCUACCUAGUGAGCUGUCUGGUCAGCAUCAAUGCCCCACUCUUGAUCCCACCACAUUGCCCUUCCACUCUCAGGAUGGCUUCCACCUGGAAUAUAGUCAAAGUGAGAGAGGAAUUUGGGGCAAAUCAGCCUCACAGCAGCACCACUCUUGGACUUUUCUGAGGGUGAGAAUUGAAAGAACCUCAUUCAGGGCCUGAGGGCACAGCCUGGUGACCUGGGACCAGACAGAGGGAGAGCUGUCCCCUGAGAGAACUGGCCCCAUAGGUCAGGGGCUGGGCAGACACAAGACUUCAGGUGUGAGCGAGCAGCUUGCUUUUGGGCAGACUUUAGUGGGAAAUUUUAAAUGCUCAACAAUGACGAUGUUCAGAUUAUCAGAAACAUUAAUGCAGAAUGACUGGAGAAUCACUUCAACAACUAAUAAACUG